Leptomonas pyrrhocoris is the source of this 6762-nucleotide messenger RNA. Its product is annotated as putative protein kinase. The transcript has a single exon. The record is from RefSeq and is a predicted model, not a curated record. Gene Ontology annotation, molecular function: ATP binding; protein kinase activity. Bases 1 to 6762 code for a protein of 2253 amino acids. Gene Ontology annotation, biological process: protein phosphorylation. Lineage: Eukaryota; Euglenozoa; Kinetoplastea; Trypanosomatida; Trypanosomatidae.
AUGGCGUCGAAUGCAGACGAGAACGACACACGCCACGUCGAUCCAUUGUCGAUUGGUGCGCCGGCGACGUCAACAUCUGCGGAUGCUGCCGACAGCGACGCGAGGGUCGAGGUACAGGGUGCGUCGGUGCACGCUGUCGCGUCUAUUCUUGCCCCUCACUCGACCUCCGGUAAAUCCGACCGUCUGAGUGAGUUGAUGUCGCCUCCGCUGCUCUCCACAACGCAGUGUCAAGACAUCGAAUUGCCGAAAACUAGCGGCGCGGUCCGCCCACCGCCUCCGGAGAAGCCGGCGACACCGCCCCUGAGUCCGGUGGCGGCAAUUUGCUCCGUGCGGCUGUGCGCGCUCAGCGACGCCGUUGAGCUUUCCGCCGGCUCCUUUGACACCUUUACGCCUGAUCCACCGCUGACCCAGCGCGACAGCAAAGGGGAGCCCUCGCCUUCCGCGCCACUGACGUCUGCCAGCGCUUCUUCUCCACUCGCACGCGUAACAGCAACGGAAGACGCGGCCGCAUUGUUUGGUGAUGAUGCCUUUAGUGUUCAGAGCCGUCGGGCGUUCUUCAGCGUCGCGGCAGCGCCAGGCAUUCCCCGGCAGACCUCCCCCGUCGCGGCCGUGCCUUCGGCGAUGUGCGACAGCGCGGAUAGCAUUCAAAGUCAGUCCUGCUCCUCUAACGCUGCCGUCCCCACGAUCGGGGAGGCCGUCGCAGAUUUGUUUCACCAUGACCCACCGCUCGCCCUCUCCGCCAAUGCAUUCAGCCGCGCGUCGAAUGCGCCACUCACAGCAGAGGCGUCCUCCAGCUUCAACGACGCCACCGUUCGCAGCCUCCCCACCUCCGCUGCCCGUCGCCUGUCAAACCUCAACCACGCGAGUGGUCACGCGAUUCUGACGCCCGCGGGUGGUGGAGGCGGAGAGGUGUCCGCGGCAGCGUUUGAUGCCGUUCCGUUGGCCACAGCAGCUAAUCCGUCGGCGAUGCUGCCCGUUGCCCUGACCAGCGAGCACCUUCUCUCCUCCUUCUACCCGACGCAUGGCCUGAGCCAGUCCUCCGGCUUCUUUCAAAGCGGUUUGUUUCUCGCGCUCGAGGACGAUGCAGACACGCCGGCUGCGGCGAUGGACGCGCCAAUGACGCCGCAGAGUUACUCCAACUUGGUGCAUUCCCGCAGCGACUCACCACGGCAGAGUCUCAUGAGCAGCCGUCACCUCGCAGCACCGGGCGGAGACGGCAGCUCCGGCAGCACCACCAACGCGGCGGUCGCCAAUGUCAGCGUCGGAAGCGCCUGUCGCCGGUCUUCGCAGCGGGGGAGGGGCGCCGCGCCGCUCAGCGAGAACGAAGGGUGGGCAGCGUCGGAGACGACCGACCUGCGCGCCCCCGACGAGAACGCCGACGGUGUCGUGGUCGCGCUGCAGCAAUGGGAGGUGAAUGGCGGCAGCUGCGGCGGCAGCUGUGGGAGCCGUGGCACGGACAACACCGCCCAAACGAGCAUGAACACCUCCGUCGCCUGGACACUAUGCGAGCGGCACGGUCUCACUGGUGGUCCUACGACGUCGUUCGGGAGCAUUCAUUUGAUGGGCAGUCACGCACAGCCGUGCACGAGCGCCGUCGAUCCGGCGGACAUUCCUUCCACCCCCACCGACCUGGCGAACCUGCCCUACCCGCCGCCAGCGCACGCGGAGCACCGCCGCGGUCGCCACCACGGUGAGAGUGACGACGAUGACGGCGACGAGACGGACAGUCGUGCAUCGGACCAGGAGGACACGGACGCGGAGCCGGAGGUGGUAGAGACGAACACGCUGCUGCGUGCACGCGCCGUCUCCGCGGACGGACGCAGCUCAUACGAAGUGAUCAACGAGAAGUACGUCUUGUACGACCUCGAGCUCGGCAAGGGCUCCUACUCGCGGGUGCACCUGUGCUAUUGCCUGCACGACAAGUGCUUCUACGCGGCGAAGGUGCUCGACAAGGUGCGUCUGAAGCGGCGCCAGCUCGGGUCAGACUACGAUUUGAUCAAGAUGGAUCAGGAGAUAACCAUUAUGAAGCAACUGCAGCACAAGAACAUUACUGGCCUACACGAGGUGAUUCGUGACCCUAACGCCCGCUACGUCUUCCUCAUCCUUGAGCUGGCGGAGUGCAAGGAGGUAUUAUCGAUGAAGGAUAAUGGCGACGUCGUUCCCAUGGCCAAUGGCCGCACCGACUACCCCGAGGCAACGGUGCGGCACCUCGUGCGCGGUGUGCUGCACGCCCUGAUGUACGCGCACUACCUUGGCAUUGCUCACCGCGACGUGAAGCCGUCGAACGUGCUGACGACGGCGCACAACACGGUGAAGUUGUGCGAUUUUGGCGUAGCCGUCCUUGUGGGCGAGUCCACCAUGCAGCUGCGCCGCGAGGGCAGCGUGGCCUUCCUGGCACCCGAACUACUCCUGUCCAGCAAGGUCGACGUGUCGCGCUUCGUCUCGCUGGCGCAGUCCACGCACCAGGGGUCGCGAGACACGGCAGAAUCGGGGGAGGGUAUCAAGUCGGACAGCCUCCCCGCAAGCGCCUCCAACGCAGCCACAACGGCGGUCUCGUGCCACGCAACGGAGCUGAUGGAGGAGGUGGUGGCAGGGCAAGACAGCGGCGACUGGGAGUCAGAUGCACUGUCGAACCCGCUGCUGCCAUCCACGGCACCCGCAACGUUCAGCGUGCAACAGCAGCAACAGCUCCGCCAACGUCUGGUGUCGCCUACCGUUUCGCGCCAAGUGUCGGCGGAGUUCAGUGAAGGCAGCAACAAUUGUAACAAUAGUAACAGUGUGAAUAUGAAUAGGAGCGGCGUUGCUGCUGCGGCCUCGGCGAGCACCAGCGGCUUCCCUCCGCUGGCUGCUGUCAAUGUCGCACCUCGACAGCGCAGCCGACCCACCAACAGGUCUUCUCUACGAACGUCGUCCCUCUCCCUCCGCGCCAGCGCUGCCGUCGCCUCGAGCGGGACGGGCGCGGCUUCGCAGUACGCUUCGUGGCUGUCCAACGCGUGUCCCUGCUCCACCGUUGACCUCUUUAAAGGUGACGUCUUCUCGUUGGGGGUGACGGUGUUCACGCUGCUGAUGGGGCGCCUGCCGUGGCGUGCAUCGAGCGCAUCUUCGCAACUUGCCGCCGUGCUAGACGAGCCGGACCCGUUUCUGCGCUUGUACAAGCAGGCCUACGGCGACGGUUACACCUGGCCGCCGGCGACGCAGGAGGCGUACGCACCGUUUCUGGCUUUUACUCUGCAUAGCGCCCCCCACACCAGCAACAGCAGGUUCGCUGCGUCACGCGUCGGCUCCUACGGAUGCGGGGAACGUUAUGGCAGUGGACGGAGCGGGGAUCGGCGUGGCGGCGUGACGCCGCUGGAGACCCGUGCGGUGUCCUCCUCCGACGAUGACGACGACAGCGAGGGUGGACAGGAGAGGUCGCCUUCCAUGGACCCGGUGCGUACUUCAGCACCCCGCAUGCCGGUGCUCACCCGCGCUGGCUCGUUGGAUGCUGUGACGACUGCGCCGAAGAACACAUCUCUGCACUCCAGCCACCGCCGCUCCAGCAAGGCGGGCUGCACCCCAGAUACGGACUUGACGACGACCACGACGCUCAGCGGCACGGUGAGCAGCCGGAGCCCGCCGUGUGGCGUGGCGGGGACCGGGCUGGGCGUCGCUGUUGACGCCGGGUCGCCCUCGUUGCCACCGGUCGGCUCCGACGGCACGCCUCGUGGUCCCGCUGCCGCACCGCACGUCGCCUCCGGCCAGUUCACGCCGUCCAGCCUCAUGCACAGCAUGAUGGAGGGCAACGUGUGCACCUUUCCCACUUCAGCGGUGCCCAACGAGCUGCCGUCGGCGGGGCCCUUUGCCGCCGGCGCUCGUCGUGGUGAAGCGCAUACCCGGUUGAGCUCAUCUCCCACAGAGCUACCGCGGCGGCACAGCGAGGCCGCACCGGAAGCACAACACGCGGAGGAAGGGGAGAGUAUCACGCGGGACGACAAGAGCAGCCCUGCACAUCGAACCUGCCAGCAUCCGCUGCCUCCUUGCCCAAGUGUCGCCGAAAGGGUGCUCGAAUCCGCUUCCGAUCGCGCAAGCGCUACGGCCACCGCGAACACGCACACCUACAUUGGGUGGAUGUCGACGACGGCAACGUAUCACCAGGGAAGGAGCGGCGCUGUGGGGAGCGUAGAUCCUGAGCGUCUCUCUGCUGAAUCCCGCACGGUGCCGCCUACAGCGGGUGAUGCGGGCGAACGGGUUGGGGACACGUCGUUGCUGCGCUUUGCAGAGUGCAAAGGGGCCGAGGAGACGGAGCGGCGAUCGGUGGAGGCGGUGCCGACUUCUGCGCCUCCACCCCCUGCCAGUUCUACUCGUGCGACCUCCGUCACCGCACAUACACAGAGCGGCGAUGACGGCAUGCGUGUCAACUCCAUCACGCACCUCAGUGAGGCAAAGACGGAAGCAGCGGAUGAAGAUCAUGCGACGAUAGAGGAAGUAGAGGGCGCAAAUGCACGGUCGGCAGGCGUUGGCGCAAUAGAAGACGGCAUCGAAGACGACGAGGGUGCAAGGAGCGAACGGUCAACGGCGUCUGCGACGGCUUUGCAGAGCGCCGCGCCUCGCACUCACCACGAAGAGGUAGAAGAGGAAAACCGAGAGGAGCACGAAUCCGACAGCGACCAUGACGAAAGCCAACCAAACGUUCCGCGUGAGGGACACAGCUGCAGCGAGCACUACGACGCAACAGACGAGGAGGAAGGAGGAGUCGACAACAGUCCCUGUGACGAGGACGACGCAGAAAGCGACGGACAGGCCGACAACGGUCAUGCGGGGGUAGACGGCAGCUCCGACGACGAGAACAUCUACGAGCAGCUCUACGAGGAGGGCCAUCCCUGCCGCUACUACGCCGUGGCCGAGACGUGUCCGCUGCCAGCGCUGGGCGGCGAGGGCGGCACGCGGGCGAUCAGCGCCGCCGCCGUCGACUUUGUACGCGCGUGCCUGUCGCUGGACCCCGUGCAGCGCCGUACGGUGUUUGAACUCUUCCACCACCCGUGGAUUUCUGGUGUGCUGGCGGACGGCAGCGGCGGCGACGAGUUGUCGGCGCAGGAUCGCAGUCACGGCGCCUCGUCUUUCACCGACGAGGACGACGGUGACAAGGACGACAGCGAUGCACACAGUACGCACCGAGACUGUCCAUCUGCGGGGCAAAACGAGAAGAAAGAGGAACAGGAGGUCAGCGACACGAGUAACACCGCGAGGGAUGCGGCUGCUGCUUCAGAGACCUACGCGGCCAGUCGACUCCGCCAUUCGCCUGCUUCGUCGGGGGUGCCGCCGACUUCGCUGGAUGGCAGCUGCCUCAGCGCGGCGAACGUGGAACUCGGCAGCAGCCGACGCACCGCGGAAGAAGGUGAGCGAGCUCUGCUGGACAGCACGGCGAGGGACGUCAACCCAGUCGACGUAGAGACUCCACGAACGGCUGACAGCAGUGCAGGUGUCAGGGCAGCGCGAGUGGCAAGGCUGCCCGACGGUGCUGCGUCGUAUUCUGCGUCGGCCGACGCCACCACGGCGCUUUUCAGCGGCGAAUCAGAGAACGUGAUGAUGACUGGCACGAACUCGACGCUGGCGGCGACCGCGACAAUGGUAACCACCGCGAGCGGAAGUGAGCUCGGUGUUGAGGCAAACUCGCGCUGUCCUCUCCGCAACGAAGUCGCAACGAGCGCAUCACCGGCAACCGUCGCGGGGGAGUUGCUGCACUCUCCACCCUCGCCGGACGCGUUGGCGCUUCCAAUGAGUAACCCCUCGCAGCCGCAGGCACUCGUCGUCUUCCUGUGCCAGUCCACGAACGAUCUCCUCGAGACGCUGACGGUGCAGCGCAGUUUGGAGGUACGUAACGCGCUUGUUCAGCCGCCGCCCGUCGCGGCCUACGACUUCGGGUCUUCCAAUUAUCCCCCGUUCCAUCACGCCCGUCAGCUAUCCUCCGCAUCGUCGCGGCACCGCCUGCUGAGCAGCCCCUACGGUGACCGCAGCAGCGGCACGACAUCGCCGUCGUUCGACUUGAGUGUAACGGCGACGCCGUUGGCUGGCACGCGUCAUCACGAUUCCCGUCAGCCCAGCUGUGAAGCACACGUCACGGUCAGCGGGUCCUUGUUGCGGACGCCGGUGACGGACGAGACGGCCGAUCGUCUCGUGCUCUCCGCCGUCUCCCAGUCCUCGCACUCCACCACGACCAACUCGAACAGCGUGGGGGUGGGCGGUCCAUCAGGCGGUGGCGUAUGCGACCUCCACCGCACACCCAGGGUGGCACGGACGUGCAACGCGGACCUCCUUCUCCACCGUCGACGUCGCUCUGACAGGGUGACGGCGCUGCGGAGCCGCUGCACGGUGGGCUCCAGCAGCGCGGCGACUCCGUCCUGUGUGACGGCGCAGAGCAGGCCCAUUCGUGCAGCCACGACGUCGCACGUGGACAGUCUGCGGUGGUCGACUUCCUCGGACCGUCACGACUCCUCGCUGGAGCACGUGUUGGAGGAGCUGGAGGCGGACGAGGGGAAGGGGGAGGGCGACAGUGAAGAGCUGAGCGCCAUGACAGGGUCGUUGCCAGAGUUGCUGACUCCGGCGUCGCGUACGGCUGCCACAAGUGAGGCCGCCGAGGAGGCGCCAUCGUCGCCUACGGAGGGAAAGCCGCCGUGGCAUGAUCAGGCUUCGUCUCCACCGUUACAGCCGCACGAAGAGGGCGCUCUUGCAUUCCCUUUACGCCGCUUUCUGGAAGAGAUUUCGCUACAUGACAAGAAGAAAUGA